CAGUGAGAGCGGAGCAUCUGGAGGAGAGCUGGCCGGCUGGGGAGGUGGUGGAGGACGGGGAGAGCGAAGCAGAAGGAGGAUCCGGGAGUCAGCGAAAACAAAAAAGGGGUCAGGCGUGGAACUUGGCGAAGCGGUCACUCAUUUGGCGAUGCCGUCCAACACAGUCACCGCCGCCGCCGCAUUCAAGAGCUCCGACUUCAACUGUGACACGACCGGAAAUCAAAUGAAUGAGAACUCUAGAACGGACACUGUGGUUAUUGACGAGAUGCCUUCGCUCUGCACUCCUGUCCGCAAGGUUGGACGGCCUGGCCGCAAACGCAAGCACCUCCCCGUGGAGUGUUACGGGCCAGUGGAUCAGCUGGUGGGUGUGGCUAAGCAGCACAAAGGGGUGGAGCUCCAGUCGUCUUUGCAGUCCCAGAAUGGAGAUGUUGAGAGGCAUGAGAACAAAUCGUGCCAAGGUCGCCACCCCACGCUGGACAAGAAUGCUGUGGAAAACGGGCUCCCACGCCAAUCAGGCUGUCGGGCCGAGUCGGCCUCUGAUUCAAGCCUGAGCCCAUCCCAGGACUCCGAGAAGUACGAAGAGGAGACACUGCCAACUCUGCCUCGCAAGAAACGAGGGAGACGGAAACUGGAGCGGCCGACUAAAUAUGUGGAGCACAAGGAGGACGAGGGUGGGGACUCUGCAAAGAAUGAGGGAGCUCGAGGGAGGCUCCGUGGGGGAGUGGGCUGGGAAGUCAGCCUCCGUCAAAGACCCAUGCCCAGAGUAACCUUCCAGGCCGGUGACCCUUAUUACAUUAGCAAGAGGACCAGGGAGGAGUUGCUGGCCAAGUGGAAGUUGGAGGCAGAGAAGAAGGCAAAACUGGUGUCUGUGAUGAACUCAAUGGAGGACCAUGGCGAGGUACAGUCGGAGCCUCAAAAAGACAGCUCCAUAAUCACCGUCCCAGUACUCUUUCCUCCACCGACGCCACCAACACAGCAGCAACCGCCACAGCCUCAAGCUCAACCUCAGACCAACCUCAAACCCCAGCCUUCUCCCCAGCAACAACCUCCACCAUUCCAACAGCAACAGCAGCCUACGGACCCAGCCUCUCCAACUGUUGCCACCACCCCAGAGCCCGUGUCUAUAGGGGACGGAGACAAGACCUCACCCAAGUCCACUGACACAGAGUCGGAGUACGAAGAUGGCCGAGGUUUCAGCAUUGGUGAGCUUGUGUGGGGAAAGUUACGAGGAUUCUCCUGGUGGCCCGGCCGAAUUGUAUCCUGGUUAAUGACUGGACGCAGCCGGGCGGCUGAGGGCACUAGAUGGGUCAUGUGGUUCGGUGACGGCAAGUUUUCUGUGGUCUGUGUUGAGAAACUGUUGCCUUUAAGUUCCUUCCACAACGCCUUUCACCAGCCAACCUACAAUAAACAACCAAUGUACAAGAAAGCCAUCUUUGAAGUGCUACAGGUAGCCAGCACUAGAGCAGGCAAAACCUUCCUCACAUGCCCGGAGAGUGAUGACACUGACACUUCUAAGUCAGUAGACAUGCAAAACAAACAGAUGAUUGAAUGGGCCAUGACGGGAUUUCAACCCACAGGACCUAAAGGUCUAGAGCCGCCUGAAGAGGAACGUAACCCCUACAAGGAAGUAUAUCCAGAGAUGUGGGUGGAGCCAGAGGCGGCGGCCUACACGCCCCCACCAGCAAAAAAGCCCCGCAAGAGCACAGCCACAGAGAAACCCAAGGUCAAAGACAUCAUCGACGAGCGGACUCGAGAGAGGCUUGUAUACGAAGUUCGUCAGAAAUGUAGAAACAUUGAAGACAUCUGCAUCUCCUGUGGCAGCCUUAAUGUUUCCCUGGAGCACCCACUCUUCAUUGGAGGAAUGUGCCAAAGCUGUAAGAACUGCUUCCUAGAAUGUGCGUAUCAAUACGAUGACGAUGGCUACCAGUCCUAUUGUACUAUCUGCUGUGGAGGGAGAGAAGUGCUCAUGUGCGGAAACAAUAACUGUUGCAGGUGUUUCUGUGUGGAGUGUGUGGAUCUGUUGGUGGGGCCCGGCGCGGCGCAGUCAGCUAUUAAAGAAGAUCCGUGGAACUGCUAUAUGUGUGGGCCGAAGGCUCAAUACGGCCUGCUGGAGCGCCGAGCGGAUUGGCCUUGCAGACUGCAGCACUUCUUUGCCAACAAUCACGACCAGGACUUUGAACCACCAAGGCUCUACCCUUCGGUUUUGGCAGAGAACAGAAAAGCCAUUCGCGUCCUGUCACUUUUUGAUGGGAUCGCAACAGGGCUGCUGGUUCUGAAGGAGCUGGGUAUCCAGGUGGAGCGUUACGUGGCCUCAGAAGUGUGCGAGGACUCCAUCACUGUGGGCAUCGUUCGGCACCAGGGACACAUCAUGUACGUGGGUGAUGUGAGAAACGUCACCCAUAAAAACAUUCAGGAAUGGGGUCCUUUCGAUCUCGUCAUCGGUGGAAGUCCGUGCAAUGACUUGUCAAUAGUGAAUCCUGCAAGAAAAGGUCUCUACGAGGGCACGGGUCGACUCUUCUUCGAGUUUUACCGGCUGUUACAUGAGGCCCGACCUAAAGAGCGAGAUAACAGGCCAUUCUUCUGGCUCUUUGAGAAUGUGGUGGCCAUGGGUGUCAGCGACAAGAGGGACAUCUCUCGCUUUUUAGAGUGCAACCCAGUGAUGAUCGAUGCCAAGGAGGUGUCUGCUGCCCACAGAGCUCGCUACUUUUGGGGUAACCUGCCUGGCAUGAACAGACCGUUGACCGCCAUGUGCACUGAUAAACUGGACCUUCAAGACUGUUUGGAGCAUGGCAGGACAGCUAAGUUUGAUAAAGUGCGGACCAUCACCACUCGGUCAAAUUCCAUAAAGCAGGGCAAAGACCAGCACUUCCCUGUCUUCAUGAAUGAAAAAGAGGACAUCCUGUGGUGCACUGAGAUGGAGAGGGUGUUCGGCUUCCCUGUCCAUUACACAGACGUGUCGAACAUGAGUCGUCUGGCCAGGCAGAGGCUGCUGGGAAGGUCGUGGAGCGUCCCGGUCAUCCGUCACUUGUUUGCACCACUCAAAGAGUACUUCGCCUGCAUCUGAACUCAAAUCCAGUACAGAUGAGAAAAAUCUAAACCGAUGUAAUACCAAGAGCUUCGAAAGCAAGCUCUCGUAUGUUAUUUGCAAGUUCGACAUCAGAAAAAAAAAAGUUAUUUUAUGUUUUGUUUCGGUUUUUUUCUUCUGGUUUGGAAUAAUUGACUCUUUUUUUUUAAUUCUAUUUAAUUUUUUGUAUUAUUCAUUUUACUUUUUAGCAGUGUUAUCCAGUAUUUGAUUUAUGUGUGCAAGCUAUACUUGAGACAUGGCCUCCUUUUAAGGCACUGAGAGACGAUGUAACAAUUCGAGGCAGAAACGAGAAAUUAGUUGAGACGGAAAUCGCAUUCAGUUCGCCUCCUGAGUUUUUCGACUGUCGGGUCGCGGAUCGAUCUAAUUCUCGCGGUGCGCGUCUGAGCCUUGAAAAAAAAGUUUUCUCUUAGUGUCAGGGGAGCUCUGUCUUAACCAAUCCAAAACACCAGAUCACAAAUACCUCUUUGUUUACAGUUUCUAUACACAACUGAAGGUAAUAAAGGUACUACUGUAAUAGGUGACAAUAUGGUGCUUGAAGGUGGUGAAAAACAUUGCAACUCAUGUGGUGCUACUACUCGAAACAAGAUCAUGGGGUCACGUUUUGUACCAUCGUCAGGGAAAACGAACGACUGAAACCUUAAAAAAAAAAAAAAGGUCUGCCACAUCUCAUUUUAUAUCUUUUACAGCCUUUUUGUACAAUAUUCUCUGGUGCUCUUUUCAAAAAAAGAAAAAACACACGCCUGCUUUCUUCAGUAUGCCUGCAAUCCGAAUGCAUGAAACCAGCCACAUGGGCGGUGAUGUUUUUGUCAUCCAUACUUUGAAAUCAAAGGCUGUGGUGAGCUACUUUUUUUCUAGUGUCACACAGGCCAGAAUCAUUACUGUACAACUCUUAGCGCGCGUGGCGGCCGCAGGAAGGAUGGCGUCGGUCGUUUUGUCAUUUUGCCGGCCAGGUGAAUCAGCCUUCAACUGCGGCGUCCGCAGGCUAUUCUCAGUCAGGUGCAAAACUAUAAAGGUGCGGCUUCACAAUGUUCUUCUACCUUUUAAUAGCAAUUUUUUUGUGCUGUGUUACCAACAAUAUCGAGCACUUUUGUAUAUGUAUACUUCUUUAUUUCUUUGAUAUUUUUUUAAAUCUUUCUCCUUGAUUCUUGUGAAUUGUUCUUUUUUUUCAGUUAUGUUUAAUGAUGUGAAACUCUUGCCGUUAUAUAAGGUAAUACUUUGUUGUGUACAGUAGGGCUGUGCCAAUAGAUGUGAACGAAUGAGCUAGGAUAGAAUAAAUCCAUCUGUCGUGCCGGUGGUGAAGGGGCCGAAUUCCAGUAGCACCCCUCUCAUGUUUCCAUGUGCUACAUGAGAUACAGUAUAGUGUCUGCUCACGGUUUUUACCGCUGUAUAAUCCCAAAGUGAGUGUGUUAAGUAUCCCUGUAGGAAAAGUAGUUGGAUGGGGUUAAAUACGUCUGGUCCCUAGCGUAGAUCUGAAAACAUUAUUAUGUUUGCCAAUGGUGAAUGUUGACCAUGUCAAUAAUUUAGUUAUCACGCAAGCUAUAUAGGCUAAAUUUGUGAAUCUGGUUAGAAACGGUCGGGCUCUAAUGAAAUCCUUGUUAGGCGCUUUUUUUAAAUUUAAGGCAUUGCACUGCUUACAUACCUUAACAUUUGUCACGUUCAGCAAAGUUGCUUUUAUUAUGUUCCCAAUUUUAUCAACGCCCAGAUUUGUUUCUUUUUGUACAUUUUGUACAUAGAAAUUGUCUGUUGCUUUUUUUAAUGACCUGUGAGAUGUACAAAUAUAAUUCUUUGCUAAUAUAUAUCAUAGAAUCAAAACAGCACUCAAAUCGCAAGAGGGGGGUAAUUGACAAAAUGGCAACAGGCUAAUUGACAUAAGCUAUAAAGCAGCAGGGUGUCUUUUGUAAUUCAUAUUUAUAUGUGUCGAACGGAGGAUCAAACUAAAGAAUGAGUUCGCUAAGUGAUUUUAACAGUCCCAUCUUUACUGCACAGCCCUACAUACAAAAGUGUGUUUCGAUUUGCUUUUUAAUUCUUGUUUUAAGUACUAAGAGAGGGAUUGUAGGUGUUUCAUAAGGUGCUAAACAUUUUAUCUAAUUGAGAAAAAUAUAUUAUUUGGAAAAUAAAUAAACCUGUCUUGAUAAUGACUGUUUUUUUUUUUUCUCUCGAUUGUUUCUUGUAGUAUUGGAGAAGCACUAUUAUUUUACUCUCUCAUAUAAAGAUAUUAACAAAGGCAUUUUAACUUUGUACUUGAAAAAAAUAAUGAUAAAUGAUGAAAGAUUCUUAUAUUGUUUUAGAAUAGACAUUGCUGUAGUUGGUGCUUAUCUGUGGGAAAUCAUGUACUCAUAAUGGGAAAU
This is a messenger RNA of Sinocyclocheilus rhinocerous, 5433 nucleotides long. RefSeq names its product DNA (cytosine-5)-methyltransferase 3A-like. The record is from RefSeq and is a predicted model, not a curated record. Lineage: Eukaryota; Metazoa; Chordata; Actinopteri; Cypriniformes; Cyprinidae. Gene Ontology annotation, biological process: negative regulation of DNA-templated transcription. The transcript is spliced from 23 exons. Gene Ontology annotation, cellular component: cytoplasm; nucleus. The coding region runs from base 149 to 3064 and encodes 971 amino acids. Gene Ontology annotation, molecular function: methyltransferase activity.